Messenger RNA from Podarcis raffonei (Aeolian wall lizard), 3378 nucleotides. Its product is annotated as coagulation factor VII-like. The coding region runs from base 1309 to 2715 and encodes 468 amino acids. The transcript is spliced from 9 exons. Lineage: Eukaryota; Metazoa; Chordata; Lepidosauria; Squamata; Lacertidae. Gene Ontology annotation, biological process: blood coagulation; proteolysis. Gene Ontology annotation, cellular component: extracellular region. Gene Ontology annotation, molecular function: calcium ion binding; serine-type endopeptidase activity. The record is from RefSeq and is a predicted model, not a curated record.
UCUUAACAGACCUGCCAACCCCUUCCAUGCGCUAGGGCUUGCUUGUUUUUAUCCUGUGGGCCAGUCCUCUGGGAGUGCAGUGGAGAGGACAAAGUGAAGGAGCCACUCUUCCCCUUCACAAUAAGAGGACAUGACUGGAGUCCCACCCAAAUCUGAAGUGUUUUUGGUGGAGACAUGCGAGAGGCCUUCUCAGGGCUGUAUACCAUAUUUUCUGUGGGGAGGCCACAUGCUUGCUUUCCUUUUGUGAGGAGGCUUGUUUUAUCUUUCUCAUCUGCCGCCUAAGAGGUUUUAACGGUUUGGUGUCCUGCGAUUUUCUUAAGACUCUUCUAAUUUUACUUUACAUACAGUGCCAGAUUACCAAAUAGGCCCUGCGAUCAAACGCAUCAAAACAUCAAUAACUGAUUUGAUCCCGAGAGGAAAAUGUAAUCGAGUAUUAGGAUAUAUAUUCAGCUUCCUAGAAUUUAAUUCCAGCACCGUUUACACACUUUAGAUACUUUUAUUUUCUUCAUUGUGUUUUGCUGGUUCUGUUGUCAGCUGGCUUUCACACUGUGUAGAAAAGCAGGCCUUUAUUCAGGGAUAGUGUUGUAAACAAAAAAUCUGCCCUUAUUUCCUUAUGGGGAACACAAGAGCCCUCAUAGAGUCCUUUGUAAGUUCUCCAUCGGUCGGAGGAAAAAAACAGGCCAACCAGAGAAUAUUGAGAAGCAAAGCAGCUAGUAAGCUUGAUCUGUUGCAAAAGGGUGCUUCCCUCACCCACAGGAGAGGAGGAGGAACCCAGAACAAUGGCGCACAAGGCCUUAUAAAGACUUGAAAUUGCCACCCUGUAGAUCAAGACCACCCCCAGAAACAUCAUACAUACAUCACAGAAGGGGUGUAAUCUAAGACCACCCCUCAGAUACAUCAUACCUACAUCACAGAAAAGGCAGUCUAAAACAGAAAUUUGAAUGUUGUUUUUCUCCUGUCGUUGUUUAUCUCCUGUCUGGCAGGUUACUUGAUUGGAUUGCCUGGGGAGCCUGGCCAGUCUUUUGUAAUGAUAAAUAGUUCCUGGGCCAUAUCACAGGAUCACACCUUAUUCAUAUCUUAAAUGUGCCCUUAAGACAGGAUUUGUGAAGGAAAAGACAAUGGGGAAGAUUUUCCAUUUGACCUUGCAGAGAAAACACCUGGUCAGCCUGGGAGUCAAAAUGGCUCCAUGGCUGCUCUCCCAUGCAGCUUCAGACAUGUGGCCUAUAUAUCCAUCUUUCCGCCCAUGAAAAUUGGUUUGUUACGCCUUCAGGUUUCUCUCUUCCAGUGUUUCUGUUCCCCCUCCUAUGAAUGGAGCAAUUGCAGCAGAACUUUGGUCACCGCGAUCUUGCUGAAAUAUCAGCACACAAUUUGGGACACAAGCAUUUUGGUUUCAUCAUGAUUUCCUGUCACUUCAGCAUUUGGGUUUUCUUCCUUUUCCUGGUGUAUCCGCUUUCACCGGCUGCAGUCUUCUUAAAGCAUGAGGAAGCAAGCAGUGUGCUACAAAGGAAUAAGAGAGCCAACACCAUCUUUGAAGAGAUGAAAGUGGGAUCACUGGAACGAGAAUGCAUGGAAGAGAAAUGUUCAUUUGAGGAAGCCAGAGAAAUCUACAAAGAUAGCGAAAGGACUAUGGAAUUCUGGAAACAAUACACAGAUGCUAAUGAGUGUGACUCCAACCCUUGUCAGAAUGGUGGGACUUGUCAUGAUGAGUACCAGAAGUACAAUUGUUACUGUCCUGAAGAUUAUGAGGGCAGAAACUGUGAAAUUGGCCCAGAAACCAGACUGAAGUGCAUUUAUGACAACGGCAAUUGUGAGCAUUAUUGCAUCGAUAUCCCAAAUGCAGUACGACAGUGUUUCUGUGCAGAGGGAUAUAGGCUGGGAAGUGAUAAAGAAUCUUGUAUCCCAGAAGUUGAUUAUCCUUGUGGGAAAAUACCACUUCUGGCCAAAAAAAGGGAGGACCGACAGGGAAGAAUCGUAGGUGGUUAUACCUGUCCUCCAGGUGAAUGCCCAUGGCAAGCUCUCAUGAUAGAAGGUCAAAGGCAGAGGUGUGGAGGUGUUCUGAUUGCUCCGUCAUGGGUAGUUACUGCAGCCCACUGCUUCUCACAAACACGUCGCGAAACACUCAGGAUAAAGCUGGGUAAAUACAGGAUAGACCAGGAAGAAGAAGGUGAACAGGAAAGAAGAGUUGCUAAAAUCAUAAUCCAUGAAAAGUAUUCUCCCAAAAAAGUUGAAAAUGACAUUGCCUUGUUGCAGUUAGCGACACCUGUCAAUUUCACAGAUUACGUGGUGCCCAUAUGCUUGCCUCAGCAGCGGUUUGCUGCAGAUGUGCUGAGCUUCAUUGAAUACUCCACAGUGAGUGGAUGGGGGCGUCUCUUAGAAGGCGGGGCUACGUCAGCCACACUUAUGCAAGUGAGACUCGUCAAAAUGCAUAGAAAAGAAUGUGCUCAGCACACUAACUUAAACAUUACAAAGAACAUGUUCUGCGCAGGAUACCUUGAUGGGAGUCGAGACUCUUGUGAAGGUGACAGUGGUGGGCCUCACGCCACUGAGUACAGGAAUACGUGGUUUCUAACAGGGAUCGUGAGCUGGGGUAAAGGCUGUGCGGCAAUGGGCACAUACGGAGUUUACACCAAUGUCGUAGAAUACAUUGGGUGGCUAAACAAUCACAUGCAGAAUACCUCUAGCACGGCAGUUGUACAUACACCCUCUCAGAAUUAAGGCCUAUUGAGUUCAAUGGGAUUUAAUCACAGAUAAAUGUAUACAGCAUUGCAGCCUUCAUUAGCACUUUCCUUGUGUUUUUUUUGACACUUGUUUUUCAGCAUUCUUCAAGCAUCGUAUAUCAAUUAAAGGCUAUAUACUGAAUUAACACUUCCUUUUAUACAUUUUCACAAGUUUAUUCUUCAGUAUUAUUUUUAACAUUGCGACCAGGAAGGGAGCAUACGCUGUUUAUAAUUGUAGUGUAAUCUUUAACAUUUUUCACUUACAACAAGAAAAAUAAGAAUUUGAUUUGAUUCUUGCAGUCUUAAAAGUUUCAGUAGAAAAAAAGAGUGGACAUGCUUAAUUCAGUUUGCAUAAGGCAAAGUAUUUAAAGUGAUAGGAGAUGCUGUCUCGGCUUUGUUCCUUUCUCUCUACACGGUUUGUGAAUGCUAUGUACAUUCCCAUCCCCGCUCUUACGCUUUCAACAACUCUCCGAGGUAGGUUAGACUGAGUUAACCCAUAUGCACAUAGAGCUGAGCAACCAAAAUGAUCAGAGGAUCACCUUGGGGCCACCUUCCCAAUGAGGAGUACGGAUGAAAGGAUAUGUCAAUUAUGGUUCUCUCCGUUGCUUACUUUUCCAAUCUUAAAUUCAGUUCUCCACGUUUCUGCAACAGCUUGCAAUUU